Messenger RNA from Racocetra fulgida, 1246 nucleotides. The record is from the annotation of a GenBank genome assembly. Lineage: Eukaryota; Fungi; Glomeromycota; Glomeromycetes; Diversisporales; Gigasporaceae.
AUCUUUUAAUGACUUAACACAGUAUUUUGUUUUUCCGUGGAUUAUUAGCGAUUACGAGUCUGAGACAAUUGACUUGUCCGAUCCCAAAAUUUAUCGUGAUUUAUCUAAACCAAUUGGAGCAUUAAAUCCAGCGAGAUUACAGCAAUUUGUUGAUCGAUAUGAAUGCUUUGAUGAUCCAUCAGGAAGGAUAAAAAAGUUUCAUUACGGAACACAUUAUUCAAGUGCAGCAACUGUAGCAUGUUAUCUAAUUAGGAUGGAGCCAUACACAUCUGUGCAUAUUUCUUUGCAAGGAGGAAAAUUUGAUCAUGCUGAUCGUCAAUUUCAUUCCAUUCAAGAUACAUGGCAUUCUGUUAAUAAUGCAAGUGGCGAUGUUAGAGAGUUGAUACCUGAAUUUUUUUAUUUACCGGAAUUUUUGGUAAAUUAUAAUAAAUUUGAUCUUGGUGAUGGUACUAGACUCGAUAAUGUGGGUCUGCCAAAAUGGGCGCAUUCUCCUGAAGAAUUUGUUCGCAUUAAUCGUGAGGCUUUAGAGUCAGACUAUGUGUCUGAGAAUUUACAUCAUUGGAUAGAUCUAAUAUUUGGCUACAAACAAACUGGAGAAGAAGCAGUCAAAGCAUGUAAUGUAUUCUAUUAUUUAACGUAUGAGGGCGCUAUAAACAUCGACAGCAUCCAAGACUCAGUAGAACGCAAAAGUAUCGAACAACAAAUAUAUCAUUUCGGACAGACACCAACACAAUUAAUGACCAAACCACACCCACCACGAUUCCUUAGUAAAGAUUUUCUUAGGAAAGAUCUAUUAAAUUCAAAUGACAACCAACAAAGAUUUGUUGUUGAAUUGAAAUGUGGAAAGUUACAUUUUGUUGAUUUGCCAAUACCAGAUAAAGAAAGUUUUCAAGAUGAACAAGCAAUAAUUACCAUUGAUGAGAAUGGGAUUAUUGGAUACCAUCGAGUUAUACAUAGAAGCAUGUCUCCAGAUAUACCAUUUACAGUAGAGGUUGAUCCUAAUUUGCAGUACAAAACUUUCGAUGCACUUAUUACACCAAGAUGUUUUACUUGCAGUAAAGAUGGAAAGGUUAUUCUGAGUUGUGGUCAUUGGGAUAAUACUGUCAAAGUAACUCUUAGUGAAACGGUUGUUACUGGUUCUCGAAGUUCAAACUUAUUAUCAUGGAAAGUUAAUUUAACAGAUGAUAGCGAAUUUCUAAGCAUUGAGAAUUCCCCUCUUCAAGCAUUCUAUGGGCAUGACGACGAG